Molecule: messenger RNA, 2319 nt
Organism: Oncorhynchus gorbuscha (pink salmon)
Lineage: Eukaryota; Metazoa; Chordata; Actinopteri; Salmoniformes; Salmonidae
Product: mitogen-activated protein kinase 1-like
Exons: 11
Coding region: 162-1262 (366 amino acids)
Biological process (GO): intracellular signal transduction; protein phosphorylation
Cellular component (GO): cytoplasm; nucleus
Molecular function (GO): ATP binding; MAP kinase activity
Source: RefSeq, a predicted model, not a curated record
UACCGCAGUCAGUAGCCAGCCUGUGUGUACAGCAGCGCAGUAAGACCACUUUAUCAUACGGAGAACUUCAGAAAGGCUCCCGGUAAUAACGUUGUUACAGCGGUGACUUUUCCUCGUGGCAACGUGAAGAAAGACGUGUAAAAAGGCAGCCGGUUUUCACAAUGGCGACAGCUGCGGUUUCUGCCAGUGGCCCCAAUCCCGGAACCGGAGCUGAGUUGGUCCGAGGACAGGCCUUCGAUGUCGGGCCCCGGUACCACAAUCUGUCGUAUAUCGGUGAGGGCGCCUACGGAACGGUGUGCUCUGCGUAUUGCCGUGACAACAAGGUUCGCGUGGCGAUAAAGAAGAUCAGUCCGUUUGAACACCAGACAUACUGCCAGAGGACUCUGAGAGAGAUUAAGAUCCUGCUGCGCUUCAAACAUGAGAACAUCAUCAGCAUCAACGACAUCAUCCUCACGCCCUCCAUCGAUCAGAUGAAGGACGUCUACAUAGUGCAGGACCUGAUGGAGACAGACCUGUAUAAGCUGUUGAAGACCCAGCGCCUGAGCAACGAUCACAUCUGUUACUUCCUGUACCAGAUCCUGAGAGGCCUGAAGUACAUCCACUCAGCUAACGUCCUGCACCGUGAUCUCAAACCCUCCAACCUGCUGCUCAAUACCACCUGUGAUCUAAAGAUCUGUGACUUUGGUCUGGCGCGUGUGGCUGACCCAGACCACGACCACACAGGCUUCCUGACGGAGUAUGUAGCUACUCGCUGGUACCGGGCGCCUGAAAUCAUGCUCAACUCCAAGGGUUACACCAAGUCUAUUGAUAUCUGGUCUGUGGGCUGCAUCCUGGCUGAGAUGCUCUCCAAUAGACCCAUCUUCCCCGGGAAGCACUACCUGGACCAGCUGAACCACAUACUGGGUAUCCUCGGGUCUCCUUCCCAGGAGGAUCUGAACUGCAUCAUUAACAUCAAGGCCAGGAACUACCUGCUGUCUCUCCCGCUGCGCUGCAAGGUCUCCUGGAACAGCCUCUUCCCCAAAGCCGACUCCAAAGCUCUGGACCUGCUGGAUAAGAUGUUGACCUUUAACCCCCACAAGAGGAUCGAGGUGGAGGCGGCUCUGGCUCACCCUUACCUGGAGCAGUACUACGACCCUACAGAUGAGCCUGUAACAGAGACUCCCUUCAAGUUUGCGAUGGAGCUUGAUGAUCUCCCCAAAGAGACCCUGAAGGAGCUGAUCUUUGAAGAGACGGCUCGCUUCAACACAGUCUGCAGGCCCUAACCCGUACACACAGAUCAGACUCUGGACUCCUUUCCUCCACCUCUUCUCUCCACCUUUCCGCCAUGUGCUGUGGUUCCUCCUGUCUUCAGCAUUUCCUGUAUACUUCCUACCUCCCCUAGUCAGUCAAACCACCAUGCUCAGGAACAGUGUCAGGAAUCUCUCUGUCUCUCCCUCCCCUCUGCCUAUGGGGUAAGGGGGCGUCACUUUUUGGCUUAUCGUUGAGGAGAUGCUUGUCUUGUGUGUUUUAAGCCAAGAUCAACAGAGGUCUGUGUCCCAAAUGGUGCCCUAUUCCCUAAUAUAGUGUUCUACUUUUAGAAAGUAGUGCACUAUAUAGGGAAUAGGGUGCCAUAGGACUCUGGUCUAAAGUAGUGCACUUUAUAGGGAAUAGGGUUCCAUAGGGCUCUGGUCUAAAGUAGUGCACUAUAUAGGGAAUAGGGUUCCAUUUGGGACAGAGAUUUGGCUCUGGAGACACCUGUCCAAUCAGACGCUGUGUCUUUGGUUUAUGGUGAAGUCCUCAUUGUUCCUCCUGGCCCGCGCAGCUGAAGCGGUGCUACACAGUUGUCUGUUUGUUUUCAAAAGCUUUACGUUGUCAGUGGUCUUUCUAGAUCUUUCUGUCUGAAGUUAUGAACAGGAUUGUUGUGACAGCACCCUACCAAGAAAGACCCCGCAUAAUACUACAGUAUCUGGACAGGUUGGGGUAAUACUACAGUAUCUGGACAGGUUGGGGUAAUACUACAGUAUCUGGACAGGUUGAGGUAAUACUACAGUAUCUGGACAGGUUGAGGUAAUACUACAGUAUCUGGACAGGUUGAGGUAAUACUACAGUAUCUGGACAGGUUGAGGUAAUACUACAGUAUCUGGACAGGUUGAGGUAAUACUACAGUAUCUGGACAGGUUGAGGUAAUACUACAGUAUCUGGACAGGUUGAGGUAAUACUGCAGUAUCUGGACAGGUUGAGGUAAUACUACAGUAUCUGGACAGGUUGAGGUAAUACUACAGUAUCUGGACAGGUUGAGGUAAUACUACAGUAUCUGGACAGGUUGGGGUAAUACUACAG